AAAAAAAAAAAAAAAACUUUUACAAGUUUUUGAUAGAAAAGCGAAGCAAUGAAUUGCCAUUGCCAUGUGGCUUCUAUUUAGGUGGGUUGAAUUGCCAUUGCCAUCUGGCUUCUAUUUAGGUUGGUAUGUACAAUGAAAAAGGUAUAUAAGAAUAGUGCAAAAUUUUAAGGAGGAUAUGCUCCUCCAAGCAAGAGCAUUGAGAUUACAACAACAGUUAAAAUUAGGGGGAUAUAUUCAUCUGCAUGUGAAAAGAAAAUGCGGUAAAUUGGAGUUGCACUUGAACAUUUUUAUUUGCUCAGUUUUUGUUUAUGAUUUUUAACUCUAUCAAAGAAUGGGACUAUAGGGAAGUCAUGGGCUAGUAGUUCUCUACAAUUUAGUCCAUAGAGCCUCAUGCUAGACAAUUUUUUUUCAAGUGCAGAGAUUCUCCCAUAUUUUGAACCUUUGGAGUAUUUUUUGGAGGAUUGAAUAUACAGUGUGUUUUUUGCCUACAAAAGAUCUUACCGUUUCUUUCCAAUCAUACUUCUUCGCACAAAGUUGCAAUGAGUUGAUCCCUCAUUUUUCUUGUUGUGGUAUUGAAAUUUUUUUUUUUCAAUUAGAUCAAUAAUCAUUGAAAUUAUCUGAUCAGCCUUUAAUUUUGAGCUGUAACUUGAGAGCAUACGAAAGUGAUCGAGUGAAAGAAUAUUUAAUAAAGAGAUGAAAAUUAGUUUCUUCAGAUAUAUCACAGAGAACGUACUCUUGGUUGGUACUCAAUCACUUUUUAGCAAGGUUGGUUCUGAUUUGGAUUUUAUUCCUCAUAUUUAGCCAUAGAAAUAUCUUAACUUUUAAUAGAGUUGCGGCUUUUCAGAUCACUUGGUAGUAAGGGCAAAUCAAUCCACCAUUUUUAAGAAAAUUAUAUAGUGAUUCAACAGUAUUCAAUCCAUUCUGAGAUAAUUUUCAAGUUGAUGUGUCCCUCAUUCUAGAAGGUUUGAAGUUAUUAAUAAUGGCAUGCAACAUAUCCAAUUGAUCUGUUUGUGCUGAAGUUAAAAGGCUCUCUGAGAAUGAUUUUUUAGGAUAGGAUUCUCAAAGACCACUGAGACUUGACUAUACAAUUCUUCGGGAGAGCUAUCGUAUAAAGAUCUUCAAAGAUGUCCAUAAGAGUAAAAGGUCCCACCCAUGAGUCUUCCCAAAAUCGGAUGUCAGAUCCAUCUUCAAGCUUAGAAGAGAGACAAAUUUUAGAAUACAAAUAAAUUCUUGAUUACAUUUUUUCACAUCGGAGAUAAUCUUGAGAGAUUUCUAGAAGAUCUUAUACUAAGAUUUCAUUUAUAAUAGUAUACAACCUUAAUUAGAUUUCUCCAUGGAUUGGUAGAACCGGCAAUAUAUUUCCAAGCUCAUUUGGCAAGGAAGGCAAUGUUCAUUUGCUUAAGGUUUUUUUGAUAUCCAAACCUCCUUGAUCCAAGGUUCUACAUACACUGUACCAAUUGACUAAGUAGUGAAAGCCUCCCACCUUCUCUUUUCUCUUCUAUAGAAUGGCUCUUCUCAACUGAUCAAUUCUUUUGAGGACCUAUUUAGUAAUUGAAAUACCGACAUGUAAUAAGAUGGCAAAGCAGAUAAAAUAGAGUUGAUAAGUAUUAAUCUACCACCCAAGACAAGAAUUUUUCCUUCUAAGAAGCCUAUCUAGCACUAAUUCUUUCGAUGAGUGGCAUCCAAUAUUAUUUUUAGGGAGUUUUCUAUCAUGCAAUGGUAGACCCAAAUAAGUGAUACGGAGUCUGCUUCUUUUACAAUUCAUCAAGUUAGCGAAGAAGUUGGCUUCCUCUUCUUCCAUAUUGAGAUAGACAAUAGAGCUUUUAUGGAAGUUGUUUUUUUAGCUCGGAGGCAUUUUCAAAAGCAAGUAGAAUAGCUUUUGCAGUAACCACACUAUCAAACUUUCCUGUACAAAAAAAUAGAGUAUCAUUAGUGAAUUGGAGGCCUUUGAUGUUUUGAAAGACUUUGUUCGAAUCAAUGCAUUUGAUAAUUCUAAAAAAUACUGUUUGCUUGAGGAGUUUGCUUAGCACAUUCGGCACAAGUAAAAACAAAGCUGGCGAUAAAAGGUCCUUCUGUCGAAGAUCUUGUCUACAUUUGAUCCACUUACUCGCUUAUCAUUUACCAGAAUAGCCACGGGAGAAGAUGAGAGCAAAGUUUUGACCCAGUUCAACCAUCUUGGAGGAAAACCAUAGGCCUCAAAGAGGUGGAGCAGGAAUACCCAAUUAAUCUUAUCAAAUGCCUUCUCAGAAUCAAGCUUACACAAGAUUCCUUUCAGAGUUGAUCUCUUACAAUGGGAAGUUAUUUCAUGAGCACUUUGAAAGUUCUCCAUACUUGACCGGCCCUUCUUGAAGGCUGAUUGGAUGUUUUCAAUGAGAAGGUGAAAAUAAGAGGACAAACGAUUGGUGAGCAUCUUGGAGAUAAUUUAAUAGAUGAUGUUUGAAAGACUGAUAAGCGGAAGGUUACGAGGAGAGAGCACACCCUCUUUCUUGAGGAUAAGAGAGACAAAGGCGAAGUUGAGUCUGUCAAAAACAAGGGUGCCCACUAAGAAUUCCUCAAAGAGAACAAGAAGAUCCUUUACUCUUCAAUCUAUGUUACUUUUUCAUUGGCAGACAAUAUUUGGAGCCUUUACUCUUCAGUCCAUGUUAAGCUACUUAUGAAACAACUCGAGGGUCCUAAAACGUCUGACAUAGGAAGGCUUAAUAAUGAGCCUGCGAAUUAGUUAGCUCAUUCAAGGAGAGCAGAAAUGGCGAAUUGUAUGUUACUGUUUUAAUCAGCUUCUUUGGAGCUUAAAAGCUUUGAUAGGGUUAACAAUAUUAUAAUUUUUUCAACAAUUAAUAUAAAAUAUCUAGACUUUUCUUCCCUCUUUUUAACAAAAGAUUUUAUCAACGUUUCAAAAACUAUAAAUAAACCAUGGACAUCGAAUGCAUAAAUAAUUUGACAUGUAUUUUUGAUAAAGAUGAAACUGAACAAAUUUGAGCUAGUGGUCAACGUAGACGGUUUCCUCCGGUUCAUUUGCUUUCCAUCAUCUACCACCACGCUUUGACUUCUUCUAAAAAAGAGGGCAAAAUCCCGAACAUCUCUCAAGCCUCUAUGCAAUCUUCUCCUUUGGCAGAUAUCAAUAAUUUGCUUUACUUAGCAGAUCAACACGUAAUUAUUAUGCAAGGCCGCAAAUGUCUUGGACUAGCUACACUUGUGUGUGCAUCCAAAUAAGAUGGACGUUUCACAUGGAGAGAGGUUAACCUAGAUUAUGAAAUCUCAGUUGCUCGUCACUUUAACAAUGCAAUGCCAUAUGAUGAAUAUACCCAAACUUUUCUCUUCACACUGACAAAUCCAAAUAGGUGGCUACAUAUCUACUAAUCCGCGUAUUACUUUUCUUGCUAAUUUCACUAGAAGGCCAAAAAGCAUGUCCAACCACCUUAUUAUGACAAUUGGCACUACUCUUUAAUGAAUUAUACUGUCAUACUCCUUUAAAGAAAAAUUAGCAGGCAGUCCAUCGUUUGAUGUCCUGUCAUUUGGUCGUUGUGCAAUUAGACUUACAUAUGUAUGUAUGUUAUGAUGGUCAAGAUUGGCUUGUCACUGGCGUAGUAUCCUAUCUACUCUUUGAAAUCCUUGCCGUGCUAAUUAUUGGUUGGACAAAAUCUACCGCUGAGCUGAUGGACCAAUCCAACCGUGGGGCAACACGAACAAACGCACUGCACGCUUAUCCGUUUUGUCCGGCUCUCUGCGUGCGAUCUGAGUCCACCACCAAACGCCGUCCGGAAUCAUACGCCUUGACUAAGAAAGUUUCAAAAUAAUCACACAGUCGGCAGAGACCAAAUCUUUGGUCAAAGAAUACGAGAAGAAAAAAAUAUAAUAACUCUCUGCCGUCCAAGCCACCUCCUCAUCUACCCAAUGUGGAAAUGUCGCAGCCAAGAAGAGCCAAAGAUCUCUGAGACCGUAGCCAUGGAGUCCCUAGGCAUUCACCGGCUCCAUCAACCUCUCAAGGGCGCCCAGAGAAAAAGAAGCAACUCCAGUGUCUCAACCACUCUCCUCGUGCUCAUCUCAUGCAACUUCGUCCUUCUACUCUCCAAGCUUAGUCCCUCACCCUCAGCUGAUGGCAAAGCAAUGGCUGUCGAACCCGUUAGCUUCAUCGGCUCCAGGCUCUCAGUGUUACUCAUGGCCUACGGAUCAACUUUCACCUACGUCGGGUGGAACCACCACCUGUCUCUGGAACAACUAUUCUUAAGAAUGCGGCAGACAUGGCGGAGGCCUGCGAUCACUUUGAUGUAUAUCGAGCUCUUUGCUACUGCCUCGGCUUCCCUUCUCUUGUUGCUUAAGGCCUUCGCAGGGGCAACGAGGGGCAUGUUUCUGGAGGCUUUGAUGGUUUCAGGCUCGGUUGCUUUGCUGUCGUGCUUGGGUCCGGUCUUGUUUGCUCAUUCUGAGAUUGCUUGCAAGCUGAGCAUAGUGGUUUCGGUGGUUGAAGAGGACUGUGAAGGGAUGCAUGCACUCAAGCGGGCUCAAGAGCUGGUUGAAGGGAGGAUGCUUCGAGGAUUUAUUCUAACAAUUGUUAUGGCGGUUGUAGAACAAGCACCGUUCGUGGUGUUUGGGUUCGAGAAGGGUGGUAAUUGGGGUGUCUUGACGUUCAUUGUUGCUGGCCCGGUUCUUCUUGUGACGAAGUUUGUUACUUAUCUUGUGUACACCGUAUUUUACUAUGAGUGCAGGAACUCUAAAGGAAAAGAGGUGUCUACGUUAAGGCAAGAACUGUAAAUUUGAUUUUGUAGUAUCUAGCAAGAGUGGUCGUGAGUGUUUAUAGUUUCAUGCUACCAUGAAAUUUAAGCAACCAAGUUCAAAAGGAAGGCCUGAGUUUUCGUUCUUUAUUUACCCACCGAGCUUCAGCUACCAGAGGAGGUAACUGAGACUGUUGAAUUGCAAGGAGAUUGGAUGAUGAAUCCACCUUUUAUAAAAGAUGCAGGAUUAAUUCUUAUGAUUU
This is a messenger RNA of Elaeis guineensis (African oil palm), 4969 nucleotides long. The record is from RefSeq and is a predicted model, not a curated record. NCBI's taxonomy places the organism in Eukaryota, Viridiplantae, Streptophyta, Magnoliopsida, Arecales, Arecaceae.